Messenger RNA from Cephus cinctus (wheat stem sawfly), 2617 nucleotides. RefSeq names its product exocyst complex component 6 (gene Sec15). Gene Ontology annotation, cellular component: membrane; exocyst. The record is from RefSeq and is a predicted model, not a curated record. Gene Ontology annotation, biological process: intracellular protein transport; Golgi to plasma membrane transport; exocytosis. The transcript has 13 exons. NCBI's taxonomy places the organism in Eukaryota, Metazoa, Arthropoda, Insecta, Hymenoptera, Cephidae. The coding region runs from base 114 to 2468 and encodes 784 amino acids.
ACGCAGAUGCACCUGUACAAACGGCAUAUGCGCACUAGAAGGGAUGAAAAGGGGUGAAUGUAUAUGACAACAUAAACCUGGAUAAUAUUUUAUAGUAGUAACAAAAUUGCAACAUGUCCAGACUGUCAUUGUCACAGAUUCAAAAUGUCUUACCGAAUGCUGCUCCGAAGCAUGAACAUUUGUUAUUUGAGAUAGAAUCCACCGAUACAAGUAGUGUAGGUCUUGUUAUCAGAGCAAUUUACGAUGGACAUGAACAUCAGAAGUUUAUGGAAAAAUUGGAUGAAAGGGUGAAGAGUCAUGACAAGGAUAUAGAGCGGAUGUGUAAUCAUCAUUAUCAAGGAUUCAUUGAUUCUAUUCGAGAACUGCUCCAAGUUCGAACGCAAGCUCAACAAUUAAAUACUGUAAUAUUGGAGCUAGAUAAGCGUAUCAGUGCAACCUCAGCAAGUGUUAUAGAAAAAGGAGAAGAGUUAGUAAAGGCACGAAAAGUAGAGAGCAACAUGGCUGCUGCUGUAGAUAGUCUAACAAUGUGCCUUCCUGUAUUGGCAGCUUAUGCAAAGCUACAGAGACAACUGAAAGAUAAACGCUACUAUCCAGCACUGAAAACAUUAGAACAGUUGGAGCAUCAUGAUCUACCAAAAGUUACCAAUUACAGAUUUUCUUCGCAGAUCACACAGCAAAUUCCAUUAUUACGUGAAAACAUUAAAGACGCAUCAAUGACAGAUUUAAGAGAUUUUUUGGAAAACAUCAGAAAGUAUUCACCUAAAAUUGGUGAAGUCGCUAUGAGACACACUGCCGAACAACUUGUAAGCGAAGCUGAAAUAAUUGGUCGCAAAAAAAGGAGCCCUCAGACCAAUUCUUUAACAGGAGAAGCUGAGGAAGAACUGAGCGCCCAAGAUCUAAUGGAUUUUAGUCCAGUGUACCGUUGCAUGCAUAUUUACACUGUACUUCGUGAAGGCGAUACUUUCAAAGCUUAUUAUAGACAGCAAAGAAAGCAGCAAGCCAGAUUAGUCUUACAGCCUCCCAUCAACAUGCAUGAAAGUAUAACUGAGUAUCAGUCAUAUAUCCACGGUAUUUUGGGUUUCUUUGUCGUUGAGGAUCAUAUUCUUAAUACUGGUAAUGGAUUAGCUACCCGUUCUUAUUUAGAAGAGCUUUGGUCCAUGGCUUUAUCUAAAAUAGUAAACGCCUUACGCUCUCAUUCGGCGUAUUGUACAGACGCUACACUUAUUUUAAAGAUAAAAAAUCUCAUUAUGCUGUUCAACACUACUUUAAGAAAUUAUGGAUUCUCCGUGGGGCAACUUUGGGAUUUACUCCAAGAGAUUAGAGUGCACUAUAACGAAGUUCUGAUGCAACACUGGGUUCAAGUCUUUCGUAAUAUUCUGGACGAGGAUAGUUUCUUACCAAUUCAGGUUUCGUCGCAAGCAGAAUAUGACCAUGUCCUGGGUUCAUUCCCAUAUCAGGAUGAGGGAUGGCAGAGAGCCGAAUUCCCCAAAAAGUUUCCCUUCUCAGCUAUGGUCCCUAAAGUAUAUCAGCAGGUCAAGGAGUUUAUUUAUGCUUGUCUAAAAUAUUCAGAAGAUCUGAAUCUCACGCAAACGGAAAUUGACGAGAUGAUAUGCAAGUCAACGAAUUUACUAUUAACGAGAACCUUCAGCGGUUGCUUAUCCUCCUUAUUCCGAAAGCCUUCCUUAGCACUUUUGCAAGUGGUACAGAUUAUAAUAAACACCGGAUAUUUGGAGAAUUCAACGAAAUACUUGGAAGAGUUUGUUUCCAACAUUACUGGAACUCCACACGAAGGUCAAUUGAGUUGCGCAGGAGUACAGUCGACCAUGUUCAGAGUAGCUCGAGACGAUGCAGAGAAGCAAAUUUGUGACAAACUAAAGCAUAAACUGGAUGAAUUUUUGGAAUUAGAAAAUUACGAUUGGAAUUUGGCCGAACCGCAAGGACACGCAUCUGGUUUUAUUACGGAUCUUAUAGCAUUUUUGCAAAGUACCUUCACAUGCUUCACCAAUCUACCAGAGGAAGUUGCUCAGGUUGCAUGCAAAUCAGCAUGCUCCCACAUAGCAAAAGCCAUUUUAGGAAUACUAAUAAGUGAUGAUGUGAAGCAGAUCUCCAUGGGUGCCCUACAACAAGUUAACUUGGAUACAAUACAAUGUGAACAAUUCGCAGCAUCGGAACCUGUACUUGGCUUGCCGGAAGGUACAUUGCUACAGUAUUUCGCACAACUCAGACAAUUACUCGACUUAUUUAUGAGCUGGGAUUGGCCCACCUAUUUUCACGACUAUGGUCAAGACUCCAGCAAAUACAACCUUGUCACUCCGAACAUGGCCGUAUUAUUACUAGAGAAGCUUAGGGAAUCCGACAAGAAGACGGUAUUCUCAGUGCUCAAGAAAAGCGAGCGAGACAAAAAGAAACUCUUAGAAACAGUAUUGAAACAAUUGCGUCAAUUGGCAAUGACUACACAACAGCAGUAAUGUUACAUAGUUUAUCUCAUCGAAAAGGUAAGGAAAGCAGAUAGCAAGAAAAUAUGUAAAUAUGUAAUAUAAGUGCUUAUCUCGUGUAACUACAAAAAUUUAAGAAAUACAAUCUGAUAUUGCUAUAUAAAACAAAUAUACAACUAAAA